This is a messenger RNA of Microdochium trichocladiopsis, 1236 nucleotides long. RefSeq lists its product as uncharacterized. The coding region runs from base 1 to 1236 and encodes 411 amino acids. The record is from RefSeq and is a predicted model, not a curated record. Gene Ontology annotation, molecular function: chromatin binding. Lineage: Eukaryota; Fungi; Ascomycota; Sordariomycetes; Xylariales; Microdochiaceae. The transcript has 4 exons.
AUGGCCACCGCUCGCAAGCGGCCUCGGCCGGAGGAGUCCACCGAGAAUGUGGCCGAGUGCCCUUUCACCGUCAUCCAUCCGGAUCCCGAUGAGAAGGAGAUGAAGACAAAGCGCCGCCGUGGCGGUUCAGAGGAUCGGCCCGCGCCUCCGCCAAAAAUUCACCUCCAGGUCUCGCCAUUCUCUCCGAUCGGCAAGUUCAACGCCAAGGAUAACACCAUGGACCGCCACUACCAGAUCGCUCCGUUUGCCAAGUGGAUGAAUAUGACCAGAUAUAACAGCUUCGUUUUGAAUGGUGUCAAGUACCACAGUGAAGGCUUCGUCUUCGUGGCCAACGACAACACUAUUGAGCGCCAGAAAAACCUCGGCGAGUCCCGUCAACCUAGACAGAAGUCGGAUGACGACUGGGUCGCAAGGAUUCUCGAAAUCCGCGCUGCGGACGAGCAUCACGUGUAUGCGCGCGUCUACUGGAUGUACUGGCCUGACGAGCUGCCGGCAGGCACGACAGAAGGAAAGCGGGUCAUCAAGGGUAGACAGCCUUACCACGGCAACAACGAGCUCAUCGCUUCCAAUCACAUGGAUGUCAUCAACGUCGUCAGUGUCACGGCAAGCGCUACCGUUCAUCAGUGGGACGAGACAAAUGAAGAUGAAGUACAGCCGGCUCUGUACUGGCGCCAAGCCUUUGACUCUGUUGGAAGGUAUUGCCGCUGCAACCGUCCCGAAAACCCCGACAAGAAGCUCAUUCGCUGUACCAACGAGAAGUGCCGCAAGUGGCUGCACGACAAGUACCUGGUCCACGAGGCUCUCCUCCGCACUUUCGCACGCCUCGGAACCAACAAACCUCACAAGCCGGCGCCCGUCAAGGACGAGCGAGAUAAUGAGACUGGCCGCCAGCCUCUGUCACCCAGCAAGUCAGGAGCAGCACCAACGGCGGAGCCUUCUAUUGAUGUGAAGCCCGAGGAGCAAAACACCGUCAAGAUGGCUGAUGUCAACAACGUGCUUCCCAUUAUCACGGCAGAGCGCACGGGACAGGCGCCCGAACCAAAAAAGAGAGGCCGCGGCCGCCAUUCAGAUGCCCCGGAGGCAAAACCAUUCGAGGGUUAUUUCUCUGCCAUCAUUAGAAGUGACGUCAGUCCGCUAGUUGUCGAGAUUACUGAUCUGCGGGAAGAAGUGACCGGUGGUCUCAAGGAGUGGACGGAGCGUCUUGACUGCCUUGUCUGUGGUCAGCCAAUCCACUAA